AUGACAUACGGCGCGGAAAACUGGGUGAUCAACAAAAAAUACAAAAGUAAAAUACAGGCCACUGAAAUGGAAUACUGGGGGAGAAGUUGUAGAAUUUCGAGAAUAGACAAAGUAAGAAACGAGGAGAUCAGGCAGCGAAUGGGUAUCAAGAAAGAUACCUUAACAUUGAUUGAAGAAAAGAGAUUGAUACACAAGAUAACAGAAUGGAGCCCCAUAGGUAGAAGGAAAAGGGGUAGACCCAGAAGAUCUUGGAGGGAUGAAGUAGAUGAAUCUAUGGAAAAAAGAGGUAUCGGAGAUGAAUGGCAAGACAGAGAUGGAUGGAGGCGUAGGUUGAGAGAAGCGAGACAGCGACAGCUGCUGUGGUCUCAAAUCGACUUUGGCCUUAUCGACCGCCAACCGGAAGACGGCGAAGAAGGAGAAGAAUUAUAA
This is a messenger RNA of Cylas formicarius (sweet potato weevil), 429 nucleotides long. RefSeq lists its product as uncharacterized. The transcript has 3 exons. The coding region runs from base 1 to 429 and encodes 142 amino acids. The record is from RefSeq and is a predicted model, not a curated record. Lineage: Eukaryota; Metazoa; Arthropoda; Insecta; Coleoptera; Brentidae.